Alnus glutinosa is the source of this 1469-nucleotide messenger RNA. RefSeq names its product proline-rich extensin-like protein EPR1. NCBI's taxonomy places the organism in Eukaryota, Viridiplantae, Streptophyta, Magnoliopsida, Fagales, Betulaceae. The record is from RefSeq and is a predicted model, not a curated record. The transcript is spliced from 2 exons. Bases 149 to 1294 code for a protein of 381 amino acids.
AGAUCUUGAACAGUGAACACAGAUCGAUCAUCUCCAUCCAUGAUCCAACCCACCCUUGAGAUCUAUGGCCAUUAGUCUUGCAAGCAGAGCCUCUGUUCAAUUUUAGCUCCAUUUUAGAGACCUUCCCACUUAUUAGUACUAUAAAGUUAUGAUGAGAGUAGUCUCUGAGUCUGCUCUCAGCUUAUGCCUAAGUUUGUUGCUGCUUGUUUUAGCCAGUGUUUCAGCUGAGCUUCAAACUCAUGGCAAUGAAGUCAGGCCAGCGUGGUUAUCCCCUCCACCGGGUUAUGGCUAUGGAGCUCCUCCUCCAUCGCCUCACCCUUUGCCACCAAAGCAUAAAUGGCCCCCUAGAAAGCCACCUUGUGCAUCACCACCACCAAAACACAGGCCUCCUACACCAUCUUAUCGACCACCAACCUAUAAGCCUCCUAAGGCCCCCUCGCCUUCUCCUCCAGUGAGUUCACCACCUGUUCAGAGACCUCCUACACCAACGCAUAAGCCAUCACCACCACCAUGUCCUCCAACUCCAACUUAUCAACCUCCAGCUUCUCCACCACCACACAGAUAUCCUCCCCCUUGUUCUCCUCCAAAGAGGCCACCUCCAUCACCAACUUAUCAGCCACCUCCAACGCCAACUUAUCAGCCUCCAGCUUCUCCACCACCAUGUGGAUAUCCUCCUCCUUGUUCUCCUCCAAUCAGGCCACCUCCAACACCAACUUAUCAGCCACCUCCAUCACCAACUUAUCAGCCACCUCCAACGCCAACUUAUCAGCCACCUCCAACGCCAACUUAUCAGCCUCCAGCUUCUCCACCACCAUGUGGAUAUCCAACUCCUCGUUCUCCUCCAAUCAGGCCACCUCCAUCACCAACUUAUCAGCCACCUCCAACGCCAACUUAUCAGCCACCUCCAACGCCAACUUAUCAGCCUCCAGCUUCUCCACCACCAUGUGGAUAUCCAACUCCUCGUUCUCCUCCAAUCAGGCCACCUCCAACACCAACUUAUCAGCCACCUCCAUCACCAACUUAUCAGCCACCUCCAUCACCAACUUAUCAGCCACCUCCAACACCAACUUAUCAGCCACCUCCAUCACCAACUUAUCAGCCACCACCAUCACCAACUUAUCAGCCACCACCAGUACCGACACCUUCUCACAAACCUCCUCCAUGUCCACCUACCCAAAAGCCCCCUGUCGGACCACCGCAAACACCGCGGACUCAUCAAUCCCCUCAAUCAUCUCCACCAGCAAGCCCUCCUCCAAUAUAUGGGUACCCUCCACCACCAUAUAUACUAGGCUAAUUAGUCGACUAUAUGGUACAAUGUAUGUUUAUUUAUCUGUGUCUAUGGAGUUAGUUUCUUGUCAGGCUACAAUGUUUCUUUAUCCAUCUGUUCGUGGCUAUCCCCAUUGAAGCAUGCUUGUUGUAUCAAGAAUUAAAUAAAACUAGUUGCGUAUGGAGGGCUAUAGUAAUUUCUA